AUGGCAAAAAGGUUCCGGCAAAAUACGUUAGAUGUAUUUCUUAAAAAAAAGCCUAAAUUGAAAGAUCAGGAAGAUGGAUAUGAGAACAAAGAGGAGAGCAACAGUGAGAAUGAUAGAGAUCAGGAGACAGAGGAGGAGGACAGAGAGCAGAGGAACUUAGAUGAGGAUGACAUCAGUGAUGAGCAGGGCAGCGAGAACACUGAUGAAGGGACUCUUCAUCCCUUUGACCCUCGAAAUGUAGCAUUCCGAGGGAGCUGGGAGGGGGACAGUGAGAAUGGAAACUUCAACCACUUCGUUAACUGGAAAGCACAAUUUGAUGUGGCCUUAAAGCAACACAUGCAGACUGCACCCAAAAAUGCAAUAUACCUUUCACCCGCAAUUCAGAAUGAGCUUAUUGAAUGUUGUGCAGAGGAAAUCAGAGGGACCCUAAUCAAUAGAAUACAGGCAGCCAAGUACUUCACUGUAUUAGCUGAUGAGUCCAUGGAUAUAAGUGGGACUGAACAGAUGUCCUUAUGUGUCCGUUACGUCAAUGAGGAGGAAGAAAACCUAGAGAUAAAGGAGGAUUUUCUCGGGUUCUGUCCCUUGCCCAAACAAGAUGCGGCAACAAUAACCUCAGCCAUUCUCAAUCAGCUGACAAAGUGGGGUCUUCAAACAACUUUCCUAAGGGGUCAGGGUUAUGAUGGGGCCUCUACAAUGAGUGGCAAAGUGAGUGGGGUACAAAAGAGAGUCAAGGAACUGUACCCCAGGGCAAUGUACACCCAUUGUAGGAGCCAUGCACUUAAUUUGGUUGUGGUGCAUGGUUGUUCUGAUCUUCCUUUGGUGAGGAACACAAUGUCCAUCGUAGAAAAGAUUGCAGUGUUCUUCUCAGCCACAGGGGCCAGAAAAGAUGCCCUGCGGGCAGAGAGUAGAAGAGAAGGGCAACCAAAAACAGCAGGGAUCCCACUGAUGUCAGACACUAGAUGGGGUAGCAGAGCAAACACACUGAGUGCUUUUGUGGAGCAGUUCACUGCUAUACAUUCUGUUUUGGAGACCAUGGAGGCAGAAGUAACUACCACCUCUGGAAAGGCCAGUACUCUUCGGCAUAGUAUUGGAACAUUUAAGACCAUCAUUACUGCUGUAAUAGCCAACAAAGUGCUGGGUUAUAUGCUACCUCUAACCAAACAGCUGCAGUCUACCAACUUGGACAUCAUCACAGCAUACGAGGAGGCAAGAAAUGUACGGCAAGUCAUAGCCAAACAAAGAAAUGAGCAAGGAUUCAGUCCAUGUUUUCAAAAAGCCACAGCAUUGGCCAACUCAGUUGAUGUGGUCCCAACAAAGCGUAGAAUAACAGUAAAACAGAAUUACAGAGCAAACAUAUCUACAGAGUCAGUGGAAGACCACUACCGGGUGAAUCUUUUCUAUCCCUUCAUCGAUCACAUAACUAGUGAGCUGGAUGAGAGAUUCUCUGAAAGUAAUGAGCCUGCAUUACUAGCAGCUUACCUGGUACCAAAAUCUUUGAAGAAACUCACAGAAGAAAGAGAGCAAAGAAUGGUAAAGUGGUACCAUGAGGACCUACCUUAUCCAAACACAGUAGAGCAGGAAAUAGAAUGCUGGAGGCACAAGUUUCACUCUGAAGAUGGGGUGCUGCCUGCAUCAGCAUUGGAAACUCUGAAAACAACACAGAUGUCCUUCUUCCCCAACAUCCAGUGUAUGCUGAAAAUUUUUCUUACACUUCCAGUGACAACAUGUGAAUGUGAACGGUCAUUCUCUGCAAUGCGAAGGCUCAAAACAUGGCUCAGAUCUUCUAUGUCUAGUGAAAGGCUCACAGGACUGGAGUUAAUGCAUGUUCAUCAAAAAGUUAAGCUGGACAAGGAGAGAGUCCUUAGACGGUGGGAUGCCUCUGGCCACAGGAGGAUACAGCUAGCUUUCAAUGGAAAGGAGGAUGUGGACAGGCUUAUGAAGGCAAAGCGUGCAGAGUUGAUGCAACCUUCAGAUGCUGAUGUUUUGCAUCGCCUUAGUAAGAGUGAACUGGCCCUACACUGUAAAAGAACAACACGUGGCACAAGGGAGGCCGUAGAUCGUAUCUCCCAGCUGAUCGAGUGCUUUGAAGGGGAGAGGACGUGA
Messenger RNA from Onychostoma macrolepis, 2103 nucleotides. RefSeq names its product 52 kDa repressor of the inhibitor of the protein kinase-like. The transcript has 3 exons. The coding region runs from base 1 to 2103 and encodes 700 amino acids. Gene Ontology annotation, molecular function: protein dimerization activity. Lineage: Eukaryota; Metazoa; Chordata; Actinopteri; Cypriniformes; Cyprinidae. The record is from RefSeq and is a predicted model, not a curated record.